AUGGCGGUGCCGGACGAGGCGGCGUCCGGCUCCGGCGACGGCAGGCCGGCUCCGGUGGCCAUGAAGAAGUCGGCGUGGACCAAGGAGGAGGACGCCGUGCUGCGGGAGCAGGUGCGGCUGCACGGCCCGCAGAACUGGGCGGCCAUCAGCGAGGCGCUGCCCGGUCGCAACCCCAAGUCGUGCCGCCUCCGGUGGUGCCAGCACCUGAGCCCCGCCGUCGACACCGUCAGGCCCUUCACCACGCAGGAGGACGAGACGAUCAUCGUGAACUACCGCAAGUACCCCAACAAGUGGGCCACCAUCGCGGGCUUCCUCCCGGGCCGCACCGACAACGCCAUCAAGAACCGCUGGCACUCUGUCCUUGGCAAGGUGUACCACCACCAGCAGCAGCAGCAGCGGGCGGCUGAACCCGGCCUCCACCGCCUCUCCGAUGGGACGUUGGUUCUGUUUCCUUUGGCGCCGGGGGAUCUCAAGGCGUUUGGCAGAGACAUGAUCGUCCCACUGCUCCGCCACUCGCCGCCCGGGGUUGAUCUGAGCGGCCAGUGCUUGAAGCUGUUUCCGCUGGUGGCAGGGGAUCUCGCCAGGGGCAACAGUGCCGGCGAAGCAGCGGCGAUGGAUGUGGAUUACAGCACCGACGAAUCGCUUGUCGAGCUGAGGCUCUGGCCGUCUACUACAAACCACGAGGGUGGCGGGCGAUGA
Molecule: messenger RNA, 699 nt
Organism: Sorghum bicolor (sorghum)
Lineage: Eukaryota; Viridiplantae; Streptophyta; Magnoliopsida; Poales; Poaceae
Product: transcription factor MYB105
Exons: 1
Coding region: 1-699 (232 amino acids)
Biological process (GO): regulation of DNA-templated transcription
Cellular component (GO): nucleus
Molecular function (GO): DNA-binding transcription factor activity, RNA polymerase II-specific; RNA polymerase II cis-regulatory region sequence-specific DNA binding
Source: RefSeq, a predicted model, not a curated record